Messenger RNA from Monodelphis domestica (gray short-tailed opossum), 1942 nucleotides. It is a transcript of the gene C1H10orf105, whose product is annotated as chromosome 1 C10orf105 homolog. NCBI's taxonomy places the organism in Eukaryota, Metazoa, Chordata, Mammalia, Didelphimorphia, Didelphidae. The record is from RefSeq and is a predicted model, not a curated record.
UUAUCCAACUCCUCAGGAUCGACAGAACUAGGGGGGCAAAAGGCACCCCAAAGCUCAAAACAGAGCAGGCCUGGGGCAGCUAAAACUCAGCAGGCCUCUUCCAGAGACCCAAGAGGAGAUCACCGAGAGGAGAGACUGGCCAUCCAUCUCCAGGGACCACUGGGGAGCCUCUUUCUUUUAGAGUGACUGGGACGGGGUUUCAUUGUCCAAGGAAGCCUUUCAGCUGAGAGCAGAGAAGAGAUGAACACUGAGGAACCGAACCACAAGAGCUCCCCAACCCUUGGCCUGGUUUUCUUCACCAACACAACCUCCGCUGAGCUUGCCUCACCCAGUCCAUGGCCCCCAGGGGAGAUACCACAAUCUCUGUCCAUCAUCAUUGCUCUGGCCUGCAUCUUCCUUCUGCUGGCAACUUUCCUGCUCUUUGUCACCCUCUGCAAGCCGGCAGCCAUGGACCCUUCUCGCCACGGCCCCCACGAAUGCAUGCCCUACCACCCAGAGACGCCCAGCGAGCCCCAGCUCCGAUUCUGGAAGCGCCUUGGCUCCCUGCGCCAGUCCAUCCAUAGCUUUCGUCGGGGCCGGCCUGGCUCUCAGCACCCCGGGCCGGCCAUCCACCAGCCCCUACCUGAUAGGGAUUGGGGCUUCAUGGAAUCCACCAAGAUGUGAUGUGGUCGAGGGAGGAGCUGGAGGUCAUCUAGGUUCCCUCAGAAUGAUGGGAAGAAGGUGUGGAUGGGGCAUCCUCCCCCAAAGCCGAAGCCUGUCUCUACUCUGACCCCAUAGACUCCCAACUCAACCCUUCUACCCAUAGGCCAAGUCCAAGAAAAGCUGAAAGUCCUCAGACUCUACCAACCUACCCCAGGUACAGAUCUGCAAUGGGGUUCCUUGUACUUUGUGGACCAAUUCUUUUGUUUCCCACUGGAAAGCCUACCCUAUCCAAGGACAAAUUGGAGAACUCUGUCCAGGCUAGCAGGAUGUAGCCAGCAGGUAAAGCAAGGAUGCCCCUUAGAGAUAGAUCCCUUUGCUAAAGGGCCACUGUUUUCUGGAAAUCCCAUUUCAGGUUUCCCGACUUCCCUUUGAAAAACAAUUUUUUGUGUAUUGAAGACAUAACAUUCAACUUGUCCUUCCAGAAUGCCUCCUUCCUAGCUUCAGGGGAAAAGUUCUGGUAAGAGUCCAAAGUCAUCAUUUGGUCCAAAGGUUUCUUCCAAACAACGUCAAAGCCUAAGGACUCCUGGGAAAGCUCUAUUCCCGGAGAGACUAAUUGAAUUCUCGACUGGUCCAAGCAGUCCAAGAGAUGAGGAUGAGUGAGGGCAGGCACAAAUCAGCUCCCUUCUUCCUCCUGCCCUAGGAUGCCCAUCAGUCCACUUCUGCCAUUGCAGGAGAACUGCAGAGAGCAGGCUGCAGAAACUGGUAUCCUUUGGCACUUGGGGCAGAGGACUUUGGUGACCAACGGGCACAGACAGCAGAGGACUGUGCUACCUCUAUUAGGAGCCGCAUGUGCUAUCUCAAGGAAGUUAAAGAAAGACCCUGGCUUAAAGGACAAGCUCCCAAUUGCCCCCUCCUCUCUCCUGCCAUCUCCUUCCCGCCGCAGCAAUGGGCAAGGCUACAUGGGGAAGGGAAGAGGCUGAGCUUCCCAGAGAGGAGGUAAUCAUGCUGGUGAUGCCUGGCUGCUCCUUGUUGUGCAGCCCUGAAGCUGGGAAGCUAAUCAGUAGGAAUCCCUCUCUGCCACUGGGGGGAGGGCAGAGGGGAAGGUAGCAGUUGCAGCUGGCAUGGAAUGGCUUGAUUGAAGGAGGAAAGGAGAACUUAUUAAAGGUUUUGAAUGUGGCUGCAGGGCUGGCAGGACUCGGAGGGAGACACCUCCAGCUGGAGCCUCCUUAAAUGUAGGGAAGCCCAGAUGAAAGGCCAAGCCUGUCCUCCGUACCAGCAAUAAAGAACCUCUUUUCCUGUU